AUGUUGAAUGGACGUUCCUUUUCGAUCUCAGCACUUGGUGAUACUGGGGCAGACGGAUCAAUUUUUAUCAACUCAGCCCUAGUGGAGUUGCUUGGACAGCAUGGCCUUAGGACCCAGCGACUGGACAGAGAAUGCCCCGUAAAUGGGCUUGAUGGAAAGCCUUCUCGGCCCAUCACCCAUGCAGUGAUCCUUUCCAUGGGAAUCGAUGGACAUAUCCAACAGCAAAUUCCAAUGCUGGUGGCGGACCUUGGGAAGCACGAUAUGAUCAUUGGAAGGCUAUGGUUCUCAGAGCAUGACGUUUUGCUUGACUGUCGUCGUCGCCGAAUGAUUUGGCCCCACGAAGUGUCCCUGUUUGAAGAAGUGGCUAGUAAAAUAGCACUUCCGACACCCCUCACGAUCCUAAAGAAUCCCCGAAACCUCACUCACCAGAAGGAUGCGGAUCGUCGUGACAAAUUCCUGGAGCAGAGCAUUGAUCCCUACCUAGAUCGGAACGGAGGACGCUUCCCAUCCCCACGGCUUCAUCAGAAGGGACAAUGGCGGGCAAAGGAUAUUGAGAAAAUGCAACGAAACCUCGACGGAACAAAAUCUCCAGAAUUAUCCGGCACACUUGACAUAAUGCCAGCGGAUACCAGAGACUCGAAACGAGGUCUCUGUCAGAUUCAAAAACGGAAGUCUUUGCAACGUCUCUUAGUGAGAUCGAUAGCAUCCUUGAAGUGA
Molecule: messenger RNA, 717 nt
Organism: Penicillium bovifimosum
Lineage: Eukaryota; Fungi; Ascomycota; Eurotiomycetes; Eurotiales; Aspergillaceae
Product: retropepsin-like aspartic protease
Exons: 2
Coding region: 1-717 (238 amino acids)
Source: RefSeq, a predicted model, not a curated record